This is a messenger RNA of Closterium sp. Naga37s-1, 2096 nucleotides long. The record is from the annotation of a GenBank genome assembly. Lineage: Eukaryota; Viridiplantae; Streptophyta; Zygnematophyceae; Desmidiales; Closteriaceae.
GGGUCUAAUGGUGGCGGCAUUCACAGGGGACUUGUCCUCUCUCCACGUUCUUUCACACCUGAGAAAACUUGAGAAGCUGGAACUCAAAGGGCUCUUUAACGCCACAGGGGAGAUACCCGGAGAGAUUCAAUACAUGACUGCCCUCACUGGACUGGGCCUCAACUAUAUUGUAUCUGUGCAGUUUCCUGAUUGGGUUACUCGCCUCACCAACCUUCAAUAUCUGAGUGUGGACUCUGACUAUCCACAACGGCAUGGACGAUUGAUGAAUGACGAUAUCUCUCAGCUCACUGCACUCACCAGACUGUCCUUCAUAGGAAACAACCUGGAAGGGUACCUUCCCAAGGGCUGGUCCACUCUGGUCAAUCUGCUGGAGCUAUAUUUAAAGUCCAACCAAUUUCACGGAACAAUUCCGGAAACAUUCUCGGCCCUAACAAGCCUAACUAUUAUAGACCUUUCGUGGAAUCAACUGUCUGGUUCUAUACCCCCUGCAUUUGCCUCCAGCGUCCAGUCAAUAACGCUAACCUACAAUGCCUUCAGUGGGCCCAUCCCACCACACCUGGUGGCACUGCCUAACCUCUCUGAACUUCAGAUAUCCAACAACAUGUUCACAGGCAUCCCCAGCACCUUCACUCGCCUCACUGGCAUGACUCUUCUGGACAUUUCUUUCAACAAUCUCAGACUCCUCAAUUACAACAACUUCUCUGGUGUGAUGCCAGCGUCCUUAACAGCAAUCACUGGCCUUGCAAAAUUGGAUAUUGGAAACAACCGCUUUACUGGAACGUUUCCAAAAUUCAUUCUGCGCCAAUCAAAGCUUGCAUCGCUGGACUUGCGCAACAACAGUUUCACAGGGGUUAUCCCCCAUGAAUUGGCAAGGCUUGUCAACCUGGAAGAUAUAAAUUUUGAGGACAACAAUUUCCGUGGACCCCUCCCAUUCGGCUUGCUUCGGCUGCCGAAGCUGUACUCGCUGGAAGUAUCUAACAACUCUAUUUCUGGGGAACUCCCACGGACUCUCAGUGUCUCCCCUUCUCUUUACACGCUUAGCCUGGGAAGGAAUCAGCUCACGGGCUCCUUACCAGACUUCUCACGCUGGAACAUCAGCUGUGUGCAAAUAAACCUUGGCAGCAACAACCUCACAGGGUCGAUUCCCGACUCCAUCUCUAUGCUCACCACCCUCGAGGGCAUUAUGCUCAACAACAAUCAGCUGACUGGCACCAUCCCCUCUGCCAUCUUCACCAUGACGAAUCUCAAGUAUCUCUACAUGGCCAACAACCAUCUGAGUGGCACUCUACCAGAUGCCAUCAGCCGACUGGAGAACCUCGAACAGAUUUGGCUGGACAACAACAAGCUUGAAGGUCCUCUGCCAUCUAGCCUGUGCUUGCUGCCGGGGCUGUGGCGCUUCAUGAUCAGCAACAACCACCUCUAUGGGCCCCUGCCAGACUGCCUCUUUGACAAGUGUAUCAACCAGAUUGAUGUGAGCGGCAACAGCCUGUACGGGCGAAUCAACCGUGACUUCAAGAGCAUGGUAGCGGAUGGUGGGGCCCUUAUCAACCUCGCUAACAACUUCUUCUUUGGAGAUGCCGUGCUCUUUGCUGCCGGCUGCAAGGUCUGCCCCACUGAAGUCAACGAGCCCAACAACCUGGACCUAUGGAACAUUUCCAAGUGGAUGGUCGGUGGCAAGUGUAACGACGCUCUGGUUAAUAACUCCGUGAUGGGGGCAGGCAGCGAGGUGAGGGUGAGCCUCUCGGGCAACUGCCUCACCCUCAGCCCGAACGCGGGGUGCGCGUCCCACGCCAUCCAGCGCAGCAAGGCAGCCUGCAAGGCGCUCUGCAGCAUCACUGCCAACGGCCCGUGCGACGGCCAUGGGGAGUGUGUGCAGCCCGACCCCACCUCCCCUUCCAAAUUCACGUGCCUCUGUGAUGCUGGCUACUCGGUUGUUGACUCGGGAAACGGCUCCACCUGUGUCAUCGUCUACUCGAACACCACCACUGUGUCCUCUCUGUCCACGGGUGCCAUCGUGGGCAUUGUUCUGGGCAGCUUCGCUGGCUUCACGCUGCUGGCUGCUGUGCUCGCAUGGCUUCUGUGGCCCCGCGGACCAA